AGUAGACUCAAUGUAGUAGAAAAACUCAAUGUAAUUGGCAUUUGAAGUUGUGGAAUGUGGAAGUGUAGCAACUGUUGAGUACGCAGUAUAAUAAAAAGAAAACAUCAGCAAUUUCACAAUGCUUUUACUGUUUGAUUGAUUUUCGUAACUUUUCCUCACCAAACCGAGCAAAGGUUUAUGGCAGGAAUUAUUUGAAUGGCGAAUCGCAUCUUAACUCAAAUCUCCAGACGUUUAAAAGAAAUUAUAUUUAGUGUCGACAUCAUGGUGGUCAACUUACAGGCAGCCAGAUAUGAAAACCGGCUAAUAUUUCAUUUGCAUUUAUUCUUUUGCAGUGGAGUUGAUACAGCCUGGUACAGUGAGAUCAUCAUCAUCAAGGCAGAAUUCCUGACACACUGACCAUUCAAAAUGAUUCAGCAGGAUAUUAUAGAUCCGGAAACUACAAGACUUGUGACGUACGAAAGCAGCAUCAAGUCUGGAACUCACGGCGAAGUGUACCAAAAGCAACUUGCUCAGAUUCUCUUGCUAAGACUAACACGAGAAGCGAAGGAUUUCCAUUUGGCCUAUGAACUGACAUCCGCGCAUAAAUUUGACGAUGUUGUGCUGUACGAUAAGACCGCUAAGCAAUGGAUUUUCAUGCAGUUGAAACAUGCCGACAGUAAAGAAUCAAAGAUAGAUCUCAAUGGCUUGCUUCCACAAACACAUCAGGAGAAAGGAGAUUUCAGUUUAUACAAAUAUUUCUAUUCGUACAUGCUAAUUCGGAAGAGGUUCAAGGGUAACGCUUCUUUUCUGAUUUUCACCAAUAAAAGACUGGAUGCAAAGUUGCAAACCGCCAAUGAUUGCAUCUCGAUCAAGGAUCGAGAAGUAGACGAAUAUCUUCGAUUUACUACAGUAGGAGCAAACCACAUCGAGCUUACACCGACCGAAUCUACAAUUCAGUCAAUCAUGGAGUACGCCAACAAAGAUUUAUAUUCGCUGAAGGAUGCUAUCAAGCAACUUUUUACCGAUGGAAUCAUAACAGAAGUAAUACAAAACAACAAAGCCUUUUUGAAUGACAUUUUGGAGCAGUCGAGCAAAUUUCUAAUUGGAUUCAAAGAUACCUUCAACGACUCACUUAUUUCCAUUGCAAAAAUAUACAAAGUGCUUCAGCAAGAGCUGCACAAUUUUAAACCCGUUUAUAAACCAAAAGAACUCGUUAUUGAAGAAGCAGAAAAUGAAUCUCCGCGAUGCCUGACUGUGGAAGAUCAGGAUUUCGACCACCUGGUUGACGCCAUCAGAGGUCUUUUCCGCACCGGUAUUGCAUCAGAUUAUUUGAAAAAGUACGAAAAUUUUCUGGCUUUGAUCCUCACAACGACUGCAAAUGGACAGCUAGCAAUCAAAGACACAUUCAAUAAGGAUAUAGUAUGUAAAGCUGAAUUGUACAGAAUGUUGAAGGCUGAACUGAGUGACCUGACUAAGGAGGUUUCUACAAAACAGAUGCUCUUCGAUCGAAGCGGUUCACGGAGGAAAAACCAUUCAAUGUUCUAUGCGGAGCCAUCCGAUGUGAGACAAUUCUUUGCGCAACUUACAUUAUCAGCGCAUCAGCCGGAUGAAUUGGAACCCUUCAUUGUUGAAGAGUUGCACUCGUGGAUGAAAAUGUGGCUGCGACCUGAUGUUUUAGGUAAGAUGAAUGGAAACGAUGAUAAAUAUGUGGUGAAAAAAUUGGAUGAUCAUUUUGAAGCAGAGCUAAAACAAGAGCAUAGUAAUUUCAAACCAUACUUGGAUCAACAUUUUGUCAAGCAGUUUUGUAACGAGCUACAGUCGAGCAUUGUAGAAAAGUAUCCGGAAUUGAAUGUUACGAAUCAGUUAUAUAUAAAUAGGAUGCUAGUUUUUGAAAAAAAUGACAUGGAUACUUCCGAAUAUUUGAAUGAUUCCAAAUUUAACGGAAGCAAAACAUCUGAGCAAGACCCCAAUUCAGGAUUAUUGGUUUCACUCGAUUAUGAUUCUUCGGAAACUCUUGAUACAGUUGACAAUAUAUCACUUCCAGACAGGACUUACGAGGAAAUGACCGAUAUUCAGUUUGCAGAAAAUCUGAAGUUGAGGUUUGCACAUUAUCAGUGUAUAGUUUUAACAGCGGACCCUGGGAUAGGUAAGACCGAACUUCUCCAAUAUGUUGCCCUAGAACAUCAAAAACUGAAAUCAGGUGCAGUUUUUUUGUUUUACUUGAACAGAAUACAAGAUUCUAAGGAUAUAUUAGGAAAUGAAUCAUCAUUGGAUGUUCUGAAAUCUUCGUUAUCUCCAAAGAAUGUUAAACUCAUACAGAACGUCUUGAACAAUAAGUCUUAUGAUCAUAUUACAGUACUGUUCGACGGGUACGACGAAAUACAUGAAAAAAAUAGAAAAAGAAUUAAUAAUCUGUUUGAGCUUUUAUUGAAAGUGAAACAUGUUCAACUUGUUGUAAGUGUAAGAAAUCAUGAGAAGAAAACACUGCAGAACUUUUUCAUGAAGAACAAGUAUAAUGUUGGAUAUUUUUCUUUGGAACCGUUCAAUAGCGAAAAUAUUAUUGAAUAUCUUGCACAGUCUUGGAAGGCAAGCGUAAACAUUGAUUCUAAUACUAAAUUCAAUUCAUAUUCCAAAUUCUUGGUUGAGAAAUUUUACAGCUUGUGUAGAGUUCCACUGAUGGUCAAAAUGAUGGCUGAAAUCUACAAACAACGUUUCGAACAAUUCAAAGGAACUGGAAUUUUCGAUAAAGAAAGUGAAACAAGUUAUUUAGAAAGAGAGUUCCUAGAAGUUGAGCAUAUUUACGAAGUUUUCAUAGAAAAAUGUUUACUUGUGAAGAUAGAGGAUGCAUGCAAUGGGAUUGGGAAAGUCGAUACGAACAAACAAAUUUUUGAUGGAUUUUAUCUUGAUCAUCAACUCCUAGCAAUAGAAUUUCUUGAUGUUGGUGAGCUUAAAUUUAUAUUUAAUAACCCAAAGUAUAUGAAAAAACGGGACUGCAUCCAAAAAUAUCAUCUGAAUCAGUUUGAGAAAUCCAUUCUUGUAAAAUUUGUUGGAGAUCAUGUAUUUUUUUCACAUCAUUCCUACGCUGAGUAUUUUGUCGCAAACCUUCUGUGGGACGAUUUCGUGUACUUGAAAAGCAUCAUUAAAAAAGUUUUGUCUUUUUUUGCGGGAAUAAGAAGGUUUUUCAUUAAAAUCAUUGAAAAAAAUAUCAAACUGUUUGAAUCGAGAAUCGCACAAGAAACGUCGUUUGUUUCCAAAAAUGUCGUUUUUUGGGCUUGUGAAAGUAAUGCCGUAGAGUUGUUGAAGUUUGCGCUUUCGAAAACAUUUCUGUUUAGGCCAAGGGAGGCCAAAAUGCUACACAUUGCCAUCAAAAACGGCUGUGACAAAACAUGUUCAUAUUUGAUUCAAGACUGUGGAGUACACCCCGAUGUUAAGUAUCAUGGUGGUCUGGCUCCUUUACAUUCGGCCAUUAUAUACGGACAUAGAAAUUUAAUGCUGCUACUGCUAGAAAAAGGAGCUGACAUCAACAUUCGAAACACAGAGGGAUGGUCAGCUCUGCAUUAUGCAGUUCAUCACAAACGAAUAGCAAUUGCUAAGUUUUUGAUCGACGAAGGCAUUGACGUGAACUCUAUAAACAAAAACAAAUGGAAUGCACUUCAUAUUUCCUGUAAUAAUGGUGAUGCUGAUAUGACGAAGGUUUUAAUACAGAGAGGUGCACAGCUUGAUAUACAAACGAACGAAGGAAGAAGUCCUCUUCAUUUGGCUGCCGCUGGAGGGCACACAGAAGUUGUAAUCAUUUUAAUUGGAAGUUUGAUCAAAAAAUUUCCUUUGAGCAGUAUAAUCGACAAUGCGUUUCAGACCGCUGUUCGUUACGGUCAUAAUUCUGUGAAGGAAAUGCUAAUCAGAAAAUAUCCCAUGCUUGUUGACGGUGCGAAAGCUGCAGAUGAACCGCUAAUCCACAUUGCUGCCCAGGAAGGAGUGAUUAAAAAAGUUAAAAAAUUGAUACAAGACGGCGCCAAUGUCAAUGCCUUUAACAAAACAAAGCUUACAGCUCUACACCUAAGUGCAGCUGCUGGUCAUCGCCCUGUUGUUGAACUGUUGAUCGAUAAAGGUGCAAACGUAAAUGCUGUUGAAAUAAAUGAAUGGACACCGCUACAUUUGGCAUGUAAAAAUGGCCACAAAGAGGUUGUUCAGGUUUUGAUCAAACGUGGCGCAAACAUUGAGGCACUUAAUAACGAUAACUGGACAGCUCUUCAUCUUAGUGCUUUCAAAGGUCACUGUGCUGUUGUGGAUUUACUGCUCAAGAAAGGUGCAAAUGUGGAUGCUGCUGGUGAGCAUGAUAUGACGCCACUCUAUUCGGCAUGCGGGAAUGGCCAUAAAGAUGUAGUGCAGGCUUUGAUCAAAAAGGGUGCUAACGUUCACGCAUUAAAUCGCAAGAAGUUGACAGCUCUUCAUAGGAGUGCUUCCGAAGGAUACUACGAUAUCGUUGAUUUACUUCUUGAAAAUGGUGCAAACGUCAACGCUGCUCAAAUUGAUAAAUGGACGCCUCUCCAUUGGGCUUGUCAGAACGGUCACAUCGAAGUAGUAGAGGCAUUACUCAGAAAAGGGGCAAACAUUAACUUGUUGACCUACAAUAAAUCGACAGCACUACAUAAAAGUGCUGCGAGAGGUCACUCCGGUAUUGUAGAUUUACUACUUGAUAAUGGUGCCAAUGUCAACGCUGUUGAUAUGGAUAACUGGACGCCACUUCAUUUAGCUUGCCAGAAUGGGCAUAAAGAAGUUGUGGCGACGCUGAUCAAAAAAAAUGCCAACAUUCACGAAUUGAAUAACAAUAAAUGGACAGCUCUUCAUUUAAGUGCUUCCAGGGGUUGUUGCGAGAUUGUUGAUUUACUUCUUGAAAACGGUGCUGACGUCAACGCUGUUGAAAUGGAUAACUGGACGCCACUUCAUUGCGCAUGCCAGAAUGGUUACAAGAAUAUAGUGAUGACUUUGAUUCGAAAUGGCGCCAACAUUGAUGCAAUGAAUUACAACAAAAUGACUGCUCUUCAUAAUAGUGCUUCAAAAGGUUAUUGCGAAAUUGUAAAUUUACUACUUGAUGAAAAAGCAAUCGUUAACGCUGUUGACGUAGAUCAAUGGACAGCAUUGCAUUGGGCAUGCCAGAAUGGUCAUAAAGAGGUUGUGGAGACAUUGCUCAGCAGAGGAGCCAACAUUCACGCAAUGACGCGCAAAAAAUGGACGCCACUUCAUAAAAGUGCUCACAACGGUUACCAGGAUAUUGCAGAAUUACUACUUGAUAGAGGAGCAAACGUUAAUGCUGUUGAAAUAGAUGAUUGGACACCUCUUCAUUGGGCAUGUCAGAAUGGUCAUAAAGAGGUGGUGGUGACAUUGCUCAAAAGAAAUGCCAACAUUCACGCAUUGACAAACAAUAAAUGGACACCACUUCAUAAUAGCUCUUACAGAGGUCACUGCGUUGUUGCAGAACUACUACUUGAAAAGGGUGCAAACGUGAACGCUGCUGAUAUGGAUAAAUGGACAUCGCUUCAUUGGGCGUGCCACAAUGGUCAUGAAGAAGUUGCCAAGGUUUUACUUAAAAAAGGUGCCAACAUUAACGCAUUGACCCACAAUAAAUGGACGCCACUUCAUAAAAGCUCAUCUAGAGGUCAUUUCGUUAUUGUUGAUUUACUACUUGAUAAUGGUGCAAACGUGAACGCUGUUGAAAUAGAUAAAUGGACACCGCUACAUUUGGCAUGUCAAAAUGGUCAUGAAGAUGUUGUCAAAACAUUAAUUGGCAGAUGUGCCAACAUUGACGCAUUGACGGAUAAUAACUGGACAGCACUUCAUGAGAGUGCUUUUGUUGGUAACAGUGUUAUUGUGGAUUUACUGCUUGAUAAUGGUGCAAACGUCAAUGCUGUUGACGCAGAUAAAUGGACCCCUCUUCAUUGGGCCUGCGUGAAUGGACACAAAGAAGUAGCGAAGACUUUAAUUAAAAGAAGUGCCAAAAUUAACGCAAUGACAAAAAAUAAAUGUACAGCACUCCAUGUAAGUGCCUCAAAAGGCCACAAAGUGGUUGUAGAUUUGCUACUUGAUAGAGGCGCUAACAUAAACGCUGUUGAAAUAGGAAAAUGGACAGCGCUUCAUUUAGCAUGUCGGAAUGGUCACACAGAUGUGGCUCAGACAUUAAUAAUGAGAGGUGCCAACAUAAGCGCGUCGACUCAUAAUAAAAUUAAAGCUAUUCAUCUUAGUUCUCUUGGAGGACACCGCGAUAUUGUAGAUUUACUUAUUGAUGAAGGUGCUAACGUUAACGAUAGAGAAAUAGACAAAUGGACACCGCUUCAUUCAGCCAGCCAUAAUGGCCACAAAGAUGUUGUGAGGACUUUGAUUAGAGAAGGUGCAAACAUAAAUGUAUGGACUAAAAAUAGAUGGACUGCUUUUCAUGCCAGUGUUGUCAACGCUACAUUCCCCAAUUCCGGUGUGAACGUUAAUGCUAAUAAAAUAGACAAAUGGACGCCAUUACAUUUGGCAUGCCAGAAUGGCCACAUAGAAAUAGUGGAGAUUUUGACUAAAAUAGGUGCCAACAUUGAAGCAUUGACUCAGAAAAAGUGUACAGCUCUUCAUGUGAGCGCUUCCGAGGGUCACACCGAUAUUGUCAAUUUUCUAAUUGAUAAUGGUGCCAACGUAAACGCUACAGAAAUCGAAAAAUGGACACCUCUCCAUUUAGCUUGCCACAAUGGCCACAAAGAUGUAGUGGAGACUUUGAUUAGGAGAUGUGGCAACAUAAACUUAUCAACUCAGAAUGCAUGGACAGCUCUUCAUACAAGUGCUUCCAGCGGUCACUGUGUUAUUGUCAAUCUACUGCUGGAUAAUGGUGCCAACGUGAAUGCUGUUGAAAUAAACAAAUGUACACCGCUUCAUGUAGCAUGCCAGAAUGGUCAUAAAAAGGUUGUUGAAGCACUGAUCAUAAGAAAUGCCAACAUCGACGCAUUGACUCGCAAUGAAUGGACUGCUCUUCAUAAAAGUGCUUCAGAAGGUCACUCAGACAUAGUAGAAUUACUACUAAACAAAGGGGCUAACGUAAAUGCUAUUGAAAUAGAUCAAUGGACGCCACUUCAUUGGGCAUGUCAAAAUGGCCAUAAAAAGGUUGUGGAGACAUUGCUCAGCAGAAGUGCCAACAUUGAUGCGUUGGCGCACAAUAAAUGGACAGCUCUUCACAACAGUGCUUCCAAAGGUCACUAUGAUGUUGUUGAUUUACUACUCGAUAAAGGUGCAAACGUUAACGCUGUUGAUAUAGAUAAACGGACGCCACUACACUGGGCUUCUAAAAAUGGUCACAAAGAGGUUGUUGAGGCACUGAUCAAAAGAAAUGCUAACAUUGACGCAUUGACCUGCAAUGGAUGGACAGCUCUUCAUGAAAGUUCUUCCAAUGGUCACUACGAAAUUGUGAAUCUUAUCCUGGAUAACAAUGCCAAUGAAAAUACUGUCGAAAUAGAUUGGUCGACGUUGCUGCAUUUGGCAUGCCAGAAUGGUCAUGCAAAGGUUGUCGAGACACUGCUUAAAAGAGGUGCCAGCAUUGGCGCAUUAAAUAGCAAUGAAUGGACAGCUCUCCAUGAAAGUGCUUCCAAAGGUCACUGCGAUAUUGUGAAUCUCCUCCUGGAUAACAAUGCAAAGGUGAACGCUGCCGAUGUAGAUAAAUUGACACCCCUCCAUUGGGCAUGUCAGAAUGGGCAUAAAGAGGUUGUAGAGGUACUGGUUCGAAGAGGUGCCAACAUUAACGCUAUGACUUGCAAUCAAUGGACAGCUCUGCAUAAAAGUGCUUCCAAAGGUCACUGUGAUAUUGUACAUUUUCUUCUUGAAAAUGGUGCAAACGUUGACGCUAUUGAAAUAGAUUAUUUGACACCACUUCAUUUGGCUUGUCAAAAUGGGCAUAAAGUGGUUGUUGAGGCACUGAUCAAAAAGAAGGCAACCGUGGACGCAUUAACUAACAAUGAAUGGACAGCUCUUCAUAAGAGUGCUUCCGAAGGUCACAGUGAUAUUGUAGAUUUACUGCUUGAUCACGGUGCAAACGUCAACGCUGUUGAAGUAAACAAAUGGACUCCACUUCAUCGGGCUUGUCAAAAUGGCCACAGAGACGUAGUGAAGAAAUUGAUUAGAAGGGGUGCCAAAAUUGACGCAAUGACAAAAAAUAAAUGGACUGCUCUCCAUGUAAGUGUUUUAGCAGGUCACCGGGGUAUUGUUGAUUUACUGCUUGACCGAAAUGCAAACGUUAAUUUUGCUGAUGAAAACGAAAUAACGCCACUUUUUUUGGCGUGCCAAAUUGGUCACAAAGAAAUUGUAAAGACGUUGAUUAGAUUUGGUGCAAAUACCGUCGAAUUGACUAACAACAAAUGGACAGCUCUUCAUGAAAGUGCUUCCAAAGGUUACUGCGAUAUUGUAGGUUUACUACUCGAUAAAGGUGCAAACGUUAACGCCUUUGAUAUCAACCAGUGCACAUCGCUACACUGGGCAUGCCAGAAUGGCCACAAAGAUGUUGUGGAGACUCUGGUUCGAAAAGGAGCCAUCAUUGACGCAUUGACUAAACAGAAAUGUACAGCUCUGCAUGUAAGCGCAUCCAAAGGUCACUGCGAAAUUGUAGAAACAUUGCUUGGUAGAGGUGCAAACAUAAAUGCUGUUCAGAAAAACAAAUGGACUCCUCUUCAUUUGGCAUGUCAGAAUGGACACAAAGAUGUAGUGGAAACUUUGAUAAGUAGAGGUGCAAACAUUGAAUCAUUGACUCGAAAUAAAUGCACUGCUCUUCAUAUAAGUGCUGCUGAAGGUCAGUGUGAUAUUGUCGAUUUACUGCUUGAUAAAGGAGCAACCGUUAACGCUGUUGAUAUUGAACAAUGUACACCGCUUCAUUGGGCAAGCCAAAAUGAUCGUAAAGACGUCGUGGAGAUUUUGAUUCGUGCACAUGCAAACAUUCUAGCAUUGACACAAAAUAAUUUGACAGCUCUUCAUGUGGCUGCCUCCGCAGGCCAUUGCGACGUAGUAGAUUUACUGCUUGAUGAAGGUGCAUACGUAAACGACAUUGGAAUAGACAAAUGGACACCGCUGCAUUGGGCUUGCAGAAAUAAUCACAAAGAUGUUGUAGAUAAAUUGAUUAAUAGGGGUGCCAACAUUGAAGCAUCAACUCAGGAAGAAUAUACAGCUCUACAUGUAAGUGCUUCCGAAGGUCACUGUUCCAUUGUAAAUUUACUGCUUGAAAAAGGCGCAAAAGUGAACGCUUUUCAAAAAGACAAAUUGGAUCCACUCUAUUUAGCAUGUCAGAAUGAUCACAUAGACAUCGUGAAAGUUUUGAUUAAAAAAGGUGCAAACAUUGAAGCUUCUAAUCGCAGUCAGUGGACUGCUUUGCAUGUAAGUGCUUUCAAAGGUCACUGCGAUCUCGUAAAUUUCCUGCUUGAUAAAGGUGCAAAAGUGAAUGCUUCUGAGAAAAACAAAUCAACUUUGGCAUGUCAGAAUGGCCAUAAAGUUGUAGUGGAGACAUUGAUCAAACGAGAUGCCAAUAUUGAUGCAUUGACUUUGAAAAAACUCACACCUCUCCAUGUAAGUGCUUCGGAAGGCCAAUGCGAUGUUGUAAACUUACUGCUUGCAAAUGGUGCAAGCGUUCACGCCGUUGAUACCGGUAGAAGAACGCCGCUUCAUAUGGCAAGCCAAAAUGGUCACAUCGAUGUAGUGGAGACAUUGAUAAAAAAUAGGGCCAACAUUGAGGCAUGGGCUUAUAACAAAUGGACACCUAAUAAUAAAAGUGCUUUCAAAGGUUACCGCAUUUUGACAGAUUUUUUGCUUAACAAACGUGUAAAUCUAAACGCUGCUCGAACAGACAACUGGACUCCGCUUCAUUUUGCGAGUCUGAAUGGCCACAAAGGUGUUGUAGAAAGUUUGAUUAGAGCUAGUGCCAACAUUGAAGCAUUGACUGAGGCAAAAUGUACAGCGCUUCAUUUGAGUGCUUUCGAAGGUUACCGCGAUAUUGUAGAAAUUCUACUGGAUAAAGGUGCAAACAUAAACGCUGCGGAAACAUUCAAUUGGACUCCACUGCAAUGGGCAUGCCAGAAUGGCCAUAAAGAGCUUGUGGAGACAUUGCUAAGCAGAGGUGCCAACAUUGACGCGUUAAAUAAGGAGAAACGUUCUGCUCUACAUAUCAGCGCUUUGAACGGUCACCCCGAUUUAGUAGAUUUACUGCUGGACAAAGGCGCUGUGUUCGACACUGUUGACGAAAAUGGACACACGCCACUCAGUUCAGCAUUGCAAUACGGGCACCAAGAUAUAGUGGACGCUUUAUCCAGACGUGACACCACGGAAGGGUUCAGUAGAAUAUUACCAAACGCGAGAUUUUACAAUUUAGAACCCUCUUCCUCCCCUACGUAAAAACUUUUGUAUGGGAAUUUUGGAAAUUUUGUAUGAAGUGUAACGCAGCAGUGGAUCCCCUCUCUUUGCGUUAUGCAACAUUUGAGAAAAAUCAACAGAUUCAUUUCCUCCUAGCAGCUGAUUAUUUUGUUAAGAUCCCUAUAAAUACGAUUACCCUGCGACACUACCAACGUUACCACACUGUCCAAGCCGUAAAUAAUGCAUAAAUACGGUGUUAAGAAAGCGAGCAUUACUCUGUAUGUACAAUUAAAGGUAAAUUAAAUUGGAAUUAAGCACCAAUAUAAUUGCAUUCUAGCUUCAGUUUCAAACACAUUUGAAUGAAGAUUGCCAAAAAACGCAAACCUCGACGGAACAGACGCUAUGUGUUCCAGGGUUUAUUGAAUAAUAAGUGUGUGACAUACGGGCUUCUCACGGUAGGCUAAUUUAUUUCAGAAAUAUAUUCUACAGCAUAAUUAUGAGAAAAACUGCAUGAAAUUGACAGUAGCAUAGCACGAAUACUUGCACAAAUCGUGCAUCAAGUUGCAAAGAUGAGCAUAUUCAAUAAUGGAUACACUUGAAAAGCGUUCAGAACAUAAACGGCUUCCAAUAGACGAUAGGAUAGUGAAAAUAGCGAAUAAAGAAAUAUGAUAAUACAACAAUAUAGAGUACAAACAAUUAUCGGAAAAGGAACUGCUUGAAAAUUGACAAUCCCUUUUUAUUGCAUGUACAUGAUUAUGAAAAUAAUUUAGCAGAACAAUCGACAGUAUGAAUCACAGAAACACAGAAACUACAGAAAAAAUCACAAUAUUACGCAUGUUGUGGGAAUGUUGGGUUUUCGGUUCGAAUCCUAGUUCUGCAUUCGAAAUAAAAGUGUUGCUUAGGCCCCAUAGGUGGAAGGUGAUCCGAGAACGUAACGCUACCAAAGGCCGUGAUCUCGAUUUCACGAAAAAAGUUGCUCGGAAUCAUGCAAGUGGUAGCUCAAACUACGAAAUCAUGAUUCACGAGCAUGGUUUAAUGAUUGGACAUGUUUUCUAGUUUCGUGAUAUGUAAAAUCGUUGAUUUCUGGAUUAGAUUUGUUUCCGUGCAGUCUCCAUCCUUUGAUAUUUGAUUUGCUAGUCAAAAACGCGUAGAGAUCGAAAUCAAAAGGUACAAAAGCUAUAAGCACAAAGAAUAUCUAACAAAAAAGUUCAAAAAUUAAACUACAGGAUUUUUGAACGAUUUUUUCUGUAUUGAAGACUUGUUUAACUUGCUAAAAGAUAUAUGUGACACAGAAAAAAACAUCAUGUAAAAGGUUCCCUACUUUAUUGUAAUCUCGGGCCCCUACAUUUGUAAACUACAGAAGAUCUUAAUUGUACCCACGUUAUGGAGAGCAUGAAGCUUCCAUUAGGAUUUGAUUAAUAGAAGGAAUAAUAAUUGUGCCAAUAAAUUAAGAAUUAAUUAUUAAAAAAAAACACAAAACACGAUUUCCGGUGUAACCCUUAUCCCUUAUCACGGCUAAUGACAAACGAUGACGCAUCGUAUCUUUCCCCCUAUUAGGCCUUUCAGCUGACAGGUCCGUGUAUGCCGCUGUUUACAACUGCCGAAAAAAGACGCAAACGCUGAACUGUCAUUUUCAUAGGAGAACUGUCAAAGGCUCCCAAAAUCAGCUGAUUUUACCCGUCUUCUGAUUAGGCCUAUUGGUGUCUAAGCAUGUGGCAACCCUGCCAAUAAUGACAGUUUGUUCUGGGCAUGGAUUGGUAAGACGAAAGAAGGAAGAAGUGCGGAAAAGAGGGAAGAAAAGGAUCUCAAAGACAACAGAGGACAGAAAACUGAAGAACGACAAAAAAAGAUCAAAAAUGGGCAUCGUUCCAGUUGAGAAGCGUAAGCCAGAUGGCCACGUCGGGAUAGCCUACAAUCCAGAUUUGGAGGAUUUUGUAGGACGUUGAUCCGGAAAGGACAAGGAAGCGAGCAGGUGGAUUCUGAAUCCGUUCGUCUUGCAAACAACGAGAGAAGAUAUCGGUGAUCUCGACGCCGAUAAACAGCGAGUUCGGUCAUCGCUAGAUCACACGAAACCGGGGUUGCGUGAUGGACGUCUAUACGGUGAGGUCCUUGGGCUUGCCACCGCUUUAAAUACAAUGAGUUGCGACCCCAUCUGCGUGAGCUGGAACGUCUAUAUAGUUUACAACGUAGCUCUACAACCACACAGUGCUGAGAUCGGAAUUGCAGCAAGUGGCAGGGUGGCAUUUAUACGGCCGCAACGAUCUUAACCCCCCCCCCCCCCCCAUCCCUACCACACACAAACACACACACGAACACACAUCCGUAGCAUUAUUGUUGUAAUAAAUAUGCUUUAGUCUAUUUUUGGUAUUGUUGUAUUGUAUCAUUUUUUACACAUUUGACCGCCUUGGUUUCCCUAUUAGUGGGUCUGUUUUUCAUUUUGUAUACUCUUUAAUUCUUCUUCUUCUUUUUUCUACGUUGGCGCCGUCGGGCUCCUUUGGUCAGGACCAGUUGCAAUUAUAGACACUAUAGAUUCCAUAGACUCGCGGAGGCGAAGACAACUGUAGCCAAACGAACUGUCAAAACACACUGAUCUCGUAUUCCUCAACCAUGUCUCCGCGAGUCUAUGGAAUCUAUAGUGUCUAUAGUUGCAAUGACUACAUGCCCUGUUGUCUCAGCUUUGUUGUUACAGAUUUAAUUUUGUAAUGUGCUGUGCACGUAUUUUACGGCUUCCUCGUAAAGGUUUUCAGGUCUUUCGUGUUGAAUAGCUCCACGAGAUUUCGAUAUCGUCCAUCAAAGUUGAAAUUGCUUCGCGUGUUGUUAUAUCGGGGACAACGCAGAAUUGUGUGUUCUACAGUUUUCGCUUCCUCACAUAGGUCACAGUCCGUAUCAUCCAAGAGUUUCAUUUUCCCCGUCCAGUACUUCGAGUAGUUAUGGCCUGUCAUAAGACGGUUCAGCAGUCUAAUAUCUGAACCACAGACAAACAGACGUAACACUUGCGAAAUUUCCAUCGACCACGCUUUUAACGAUCAUUUUAAAUUUCCAUAGUUGUGGCUUUCACAACCAGAGGCGCGCGCAUCGUUUUUCUAUGCGUUUGACGUUUCACACUAGCGCCUUCUGUUGACGAUAUUGCACAACACAGUGAUUUGUGCAACUUUUCCACCAGGUGAUGGUAGUGUGAACUGGGCGAUGGAUUUCCAUGAAAAUCGUUCAAGGUGUUACGUCUGUUUGUCUGUGUCUGAACCCUUCAUGUUCACAUCAGUGAACCACGGGUUUUCUUCAGAUGCUGAAGAACGUUUUUCCCUUCGUUUGGGAAUUAGUCUUCACACCAUUGUUUAGCCACUUCUUCCGUACGUCCUUUGAAGUAUUGCAAGGCGUCGUUAGCAAGCAAUUGAUUUUCCAUUGGAUGUUCAUGCUGUCUCGUUCCUUAUUUCGCUAGUUGGUCUGCCAAGUUAUUUCCGAAUAUCGAAAUGUGACUCGGAAUCCAUUGUAGAGCCACAUUUCGCCUUGCUGCAGCUUCUAUUAUUUGAACUAGGAUUUUUUCGCCUUCUCCGCAUUCUAGGACAUUACCGUCAAGGCGCCAUUCACCGUGUGCCUUCGAAUAUUUUUUCAUUAUUUCCAUAUUAUGAUUGAAUGAUAUGACAAUUUCCCUUCUAUUUCACCAAUACAACACUAAUGUAUUGUUACCAUGUCAAAACGCUCAUUAAAAACAUUUAAAAGUAUCAUUUUGACACUAAAGUGUGUUUACAUGAAGCGGGUUUCUGCUCGUUCACUGCAUUCAUAGUGAAAAAACGAAAACUGCGCUAAGGUGAUUGAAGCGAUAAACUAAAUGUAGUAACGUUUUCAUUCCACCAAGAAGCAAUUAAAUUCACAUAUCAGGUAUGUAUUUUGCAUUGCCGAAGUAAGUUUAACAAGAAAGUACGAUUACUCGUACUUUUUAAUUGAAACAAAAAGGCACGGUAAAUGGGUACCCUAAAAAUCAAUGGUCUCCAUUCACCGUGCCCCAUAUUGUCCCAUAUAUCUAGAAAAAAUCGAAAAUUUGAACAUUCGUUUUUCUAAUAAAAUCUUGCAAGUUAUUACUUGUAAUGAAUUUAAACGAAGAAAAUUCCCUUGGCUGGGUUGUUUUGAUCAUUUUUAAACAAAGUAGAAUAAAAUUUCUCAUACACGGUGAAUGGGUCCCUACUACCACGGUGAAUGGUGACCUACCACGGAAUUAGGCGACCCUACUACCCUUUACUAAUUGUACUAUAUCACCAAAUUUUGUGAAAAAAAUUCUACUUUUGUGGAUAUUGCUUUAAUUUUAACCUAUAAUGAAGGCAAUUAAAAGCGGCACCAACAAUGUUUAUAAGACUGGUGUCAAAUGACAGCCCUUAUUUGCCCCGAAUCCUCUUAGACCCACGGUGAAUGGUGCCUUGACGGUACACAGCAUGAUACAGGCUGAUUUGGAAUCCGUAUAGAUUACGCAGUCGUAUAGGUUGUUGUUCUUAAUUGUUUGUAACGCCACGUGUAAGGCCAUCACUUCCGCACUUGUGAUGGUCGUUUCUUGUCCAAGGCGUCUUGAUAUUCUUUGAUUGGAAAACUCGAAGAAAACACAAUGGCACAUCUCUUACUUUCCUUGGAAGCAUUCGCGAAGAUAUUUUUCCGGUCUCUGAAUUGUCCCUUCAUGACAAAAAGGACAUUUUGUUUCAUCUGUUCUGUUUUGUUUGGGCCUGACCAAACCCUCCAACAAAUACAUUUGCUCCACGAAGCUGUAGUCUGAAUCCUCCAUUUCGUCCGUGUUGGCGAAGGGCAAGCUGAGCAGUUGUUCGCCCACCGCUGCCCUUUUUGAAACGUUUCGCACUAUUUCCCGGGCAGCUACGUAUUCCAGUCUAAUAUCUAUCGGCUCUUGUUCACUUAAGGCCAUCAACGCGUUGAUGGGUAUUGUUUUGGUUGUCCCAGUAGCUUUUCUUAGACUCUGAUUGUUGAGUACCUCAAUUUUUCGCUUGUUGGUUGGCCUUGCAUUGUUGUGUACACUACAGCCGUACUCUAUGAUGCUUCUUACCAACCCGUUAUGUACUUUCAGCAUGCUCUUCGGAUGUGCUCCAUUUUUAAUGCCGGACAACACCUUCACCAUAUUGGUUCUCUCUCGAACCUUUUCAGCUACAAUUCUCAUAUGCGCCCCAAAGCUCAAUGAUACUUACUUACCUUACCGAUCAGGCUAAGGCCGGGGUGGCCUCUGCUGUACAUAGUAGCCUCCUCCAUUCCACUCGGUCCAUGGCUGUUUGCCUCCAGUUCCGCACUCUGCGUAGGGUCCGCAGAUCGUUCUCCACUUGGUCGACCCACCUAGCUCGCUGCGCUCCACGUCUUCUUGUACCGGUCGGAUGACUCUCGAGAACCAUUUUAGUCGGGUUGCUAUCCGACAUCCUGAUGACGUGACCCGCCCACCGUAGCCUCCCGAUUUUCGCGGUAUGGACGAUGGUUGGUUCUCUUAGCAGCAGAUGCAGCUCGUGGUUCAUUCGCCUUCUCCAAGUCCCGUCUUCCAUCUGCACUCCGCCGUAGAUGGUACGCAACAUCUUCCGUUCGAAAACUCCAAGGGCGCGUUGGUCCUCUGCACGUAGGGUCCAUGUUUCGUGCCCAUAGAGGACGACCGGUCUAAUCAGCGUUUUGUAGAUAGUUAACUUCGUGUUACGGCGAACUUUAUUCGAUCGUAGAGUUCUGCUGAGUCCAAAGUAAGCACGAUUUCCUGCCACAAUGCGCCUCUCAAUUUCUCUGCU
This is a messenger RNA of Aedes albopictus (Asian tiger mosquito), 16082 nucleotides long. RefSeq lists its product as uncharacterized. The record is from RefSeq and is a predicted model, not a curated record. Gene Ontology annotation, molecular function: protein binding. Lineage: Eukaryota; Metazoa; Arthropoda; Insecta; Diptera; Culicidae. Gene Ontology annotation, biological process: protein localization to ciliary inversin compartment. Bases 406 to 10374 code for a protein of 3322 amino acids. Gene Ontology annotation, cellular component: ciliary inversin compartment. The transcript has 3 exons.